AUGCUGAACGCGGACGAAUGGUCGCUUGUGUUGCCCCUCGUUCAAGGCGCCCUCAACCAUCAGCCGGCGGACCAGCUGGGAGGAAUUGCGACUGUGACAACGUUUACCGACCUGCCAGCCAAGACCCAGCUGGCAGGAUUUGUCCACCCGACGUCCAAGGAAGUUUACGUCGCGGACUGGCUUGGCGCCGCCCGUCAGAAACAUGUGACGGACCUCCAAGUGGCGUUUCAAGAAAUGCACCGCCACGUGGCGGUGCAAAGCAACAAGUUGCGUCAGCAAGCGCGUGGACGUCGUGACCGAAAGUAUCAAGUCAAGUUUGCGGGUUUUUCGGUCGGCGAUUUUGUGCUCGUCGGAUCGGUCUUCAACCUUUCGACAAAAUUAGCGCUGCAUUGGCGAGGGCCCUGCCAAGUGACCAGAGUCAUCACACACCAUGUGAGGGAGACUCAGCAGCUGGUGCCACCGUAUAAAGUCACGAGAGGUGAAAUCGCGUUUGGUGAUGGUGGAUUUCAUGUGGAGCGCCUGGACGAAGCGCGCUGCGUGGAUGGCCAACACCAAGUUUUGGUGAAGUGGCUUGGGCUCAACGAUGAAGAAUCAUCCUGGGAACCUGCGGCGAAUUUGCUGGACGACAUUCCAGUCAUGUUUCGCAAGUGGGCGGCGGCCAACAAGACCGACAUUCCAGUCGUAUUUCACAAGUGGGCGGCGGCCAACAAGGAAGACCCUACCGUGGCCGCCCUCACCAAGACACUGGACUUUGCGUAG
Aphanomyces astaci is the source of this 759-nucleotide messenger RNA. RefSeq lists its product as hypothetical. The transcript has 2 exons. The record is from RefSeq and is a predicted model, not a curated record. Bases 1 to 759 code for a protein of 252 amino acids. Lineage: Eukaryota; Oomycota; Saprolegniomycetes; Saprolegniales; Verrucalvaceae.